CCGCCAUGGAGGUGAUGAACCUGCUGGAGCAGCCCAUCAAGGUGACGGAGUGGCAGCAGACCUACACCUACGACUCGGGCAUCCACUCGGGCGCCAACACUUGCGUGCCCUCCGUGAGCAGCAAGGGCGUCCUGGAGGAGGACGAGGCCUGCGGGCGCCAGUACACGCUCAAGAAGACCACCACGUACACGCAGGGCGUGCCCCAGGGCCCAGGUGACCUGGAGUACCAGAUGUCCACCACGGCCAGGGCCAAGCGUGUGCGGGAGGCCAUGUGUCCGGGUGUGACGGGCGAGGACAGCUCGCUGCUGCUGGCCACGCAGGUGGACAACCAGGCCACCAACCUGCAGCGCCUGGCCGAGCCGUCCCAGCUGCUGAAGUCAGCCAUCGUGCACCUCAUCAACUACCAGGACGACGCCGAGCUGGCCACGCGGGCGCUGCCCGAGCUCACCAAGCUGCUCAAUGACGAGGACCCGGUGGUGGUGACCAAGGCAGCCAUGAUCGUGAACCAGCUGUCCAAGAAGGAGGCCUCGCGCCGGGCCCUGAUGGGGUCCCCGCAGCUGGUGGCUGCCGUGGUGCGCACCAUGCAGAACACCAGCGACCUGGACACGGCGCGCUGCACCACCAGCAUCCUGCACAACCUGUCACACCACCGCGAGGGGCUGCUGAGCAUCUUCAAGUCGGGCGGCAUCCCCGCCCUGGUCCGCAUGCUCAGCUCGCCCGUGGAGUCGGUGCUGUUCUACGCCAUCACCACCCUGCACAACCUGCUGCUGUACCAGGAGGGCGCCAAGAUGGCCGUGCGCCUGGCCGACGGGCUGCAGAAGAUGGUGCCACUGCUCAACAAGAACAACCCCAAGUUCCUGGCCAUCACCACCGACUGCCUGCAGCUCCUGGCCUACGGCAACCAGGAGAGCAAGCUGAUCAUCCUGGCCAACGGAGGCCCCCAGGCGCUGGUGCAGAUCAUGCGCAACUAUAGCUACGAGAAGCUACUGUGGACCACUAGCCGUGUGCUGAAGGUGCUGUCCGUGUGUCCCAGCAACAAGCCGGCCAUCGUGGAGGCUGGCGGGAUGCAGGCGCUGGGCAAGCACCUGAGCAGCAACAGCCCGCGCCUGGUGCAGAACUGCCUGUGGACGCUGCGCAACCUCUCGGACGUGGCCACCAAGCAGGAGGGCCUGGAGAGUGUGCUGAAGACCCUGGUGAACCAGCUGAGCGUGGACGACGUGAACGUCCUCACCUGUGCCACGGGCACGCUGUCCAACCUGACCUGCAACAACAGCAAGAACAAGACGCUGGUGACGCAGAACAGCGGCGUGGAGGCGCUCAUCCACGCCAUCCUGCGGGCCGGCGACAAGGACGACAUCACCGAGCCCGCCGUCUGUGCCCUGCGCCACCUCACCAGCCGCCACCCCGAGGCCGAGAUGGCGCAGAACUCCGUGCGCCUCAACUACGGCAUCCCGGGCAUCGUGAAGCUGCUGAACCAGCCCAGCCAGUGGCCGCUGGUCAAGGCCACCAUCGGGCUGAUCCGGAACCUGGCGUUGUGCCCCGCCAACCACGCGCCACUGCAGGAGGCGGCCGUCAUCCCGCGCCUGGUGCAGCUGCUGGUCAAGGCGCACCAGGACGCCCAGCGCCACGUGGCCGCGGGCACGCAGCAGCCCUACACGGACGGCGUGCGGAUGGAGGAGAUCGUGGAGGGCUGCACCGGGGCCCUGCACAUCCUGGCCCGGGACCCCAUGAGCCGCAUGGAGAUCUUCCGCCUCAACACCAUCCCACUCUUCGUGCAGCUGCUGUACUCCUCGGUGGAGAACAUCCAGCGCGUGGCGGCGGGCGUGCUGUGCGAGCUGGCCCAGGACAAGGAGGCGGCGGACGCCAUCGACGCGGAGGGCGCCUCCGCGCCGCUCAUGGAGCUGCUGCACUCGCGCAACGAGGGCACCGCCACCUACGCCGCCGCCGUCCUCUUCCGCAUCUCUGAGGACAAGAACCCCGACUACCGCAAGCGCGUGUCGGUGGAGCUGACCAACUCCCUGUUCAAGCACGACCCGGCCGCCUGGGAGGCGGCCCAGAGCAUGAUCCCCAUCAACGAGCCCUACGCUGAUGACCUGGACGCUACCUACCGCCCCGUGUACCCGGGUGACGUCCCGCUGGACGCCCUGGACCACCUGGACGUGGACGGCGACUACCCCAUGGACCUGCCCUACGGCGACGGCCUGCGGCCCCCGUACCCCACCUCGGACCACAUGCUGGCCUAGGGCCGCUGCCCGCCUCCGCGCGUCUUGGCUUUGCCCGGGCUGCUUUCUAGGGUGCUGGGGAACCCCUGUGGGGUGCGGGGUGCCGGCCACCUGCCCGGGGGCCGUGCUUGGGGCGGGACACCCGGCUUGUGGGGGUGGCCCGGCCCGUGUCUGCGCCCGCGGCCUGGGUGAGGGGCACCGGUGAGCCAAAAAGUGCCUGAGCGGAGCGGGCGCAUCCCCGCUGCACCGAGGUCCCGGGGCUCCCCGGCGGCCCCGGCCGCUGAAGCUUUAGACCCCUGCGUCCCGGCGCUGCUGCUUCCCAGGCGCUGGGUCCUCACUGCCCCUCCCCGCUGCUCAGACCCCAGGCCCGAAGGCCCAGAACCGGAAGCCCUGCUGGAAGCUCAGGGCCUGGGGGGCACGGGGAGCCCCUCUCCCGGCCUGUCCCCGGCCUGCAGGCCCAGAAGUGCUCUUGCUGACCCCUCUGGUGUGCGGUGAGGGGCUUCCUGUGCCCCGCGGUGGACCCCACCCCCUGCCCGUGGCGGGGGCCGGGCCUCGCAGGGUGUUGCUAUCAUCGCUUCCUGCCCUUGGUUCUUUGUGGGGUUUUUGUAUCGACCAAAGCAAAGGAAAUAAAAAUCACACUCGAGUCA
Messenger RNA from Chinchilla lanigera (long-tailed chinchilla), 2869 nucleotides. RefSeq names its product junction plakoglobin (gene Jup). Gene Ontology annotation, cellular component: adherens junction; catenin complex. Gene Ontology annotation, molecular function: alpha-catenin binding; protein phosphatase binding; cadherin binding. The record is from RefSeq and is a predicted model, not a curated record. Lineage: Eukaryota; Metazoa; Chordata; Mammalia; Rodentia; Chinchillidae. Gene Ontology annotation, biological process: cell adhesion; positive regulation of transcription by RNA polymerase II.